AUGAAAGGCUCGCCGAUCGACGCGCUGAUUCAGAACUGCCUGCUGCAGGAGCGGUCCGGCGAGAAGACGUUCCAAUACAAUUCCAAGGACCAAUCGGCCUAUACCUUAAAGUGGUCCUUCCAUAACGAGUUAGGGUUGGUGUUCGUGGCGGUGUACCAGCGUAUGCUGCAGUUGCUUUAUGUGGAUGAUCUGUUAACGGCUGUUAGGGAUGAGUUUGCGGAUGGGCACUACGAUCCGAAGAAAACGUCUUAUCCGGAUUUUGACGACGUUUUUAAACAGCUGCUUCGCGAAUCUGAACAGCAUGCGAACGAAUUGAAGCGGCCGAAGCAGGUUACCAAUUUCGGCGAGACGAAAAAGGGCAAAGGCAUGCAAAAGGCCGCGGGAGCGGGGAAAGGAAAAGGAACAGGAGCUAAUCAGAGAAAGGGAGGCGUGGCGAAAGAUGGCGGAGACAGUGGGAGCGACGAAACCGGCGAUGAGGACGGAGCGGCGAACAAUGAGGCAGAGCAGCCGGCUAGCCGUCCCAGCAGCAGCUCUGCCGUCUCCUCUGCCGGUGCUUUUGACGUCUCGAAGCUCCGUAACCGCGCCAGCCGCAAGCAGGCUGCGGCGAAGAAAACUGGUAACGGGCUUUUCGACUUCCCGUUGAAUCCCGCAAAAGGCGGCGGGAAAUCCGACGGAAAAGCCGACGGAAGCGCGUCGGAAAGCGAAUCGAAAAAACCUAAGAAGCAGAUGAGGAAGUGGGAUAACGACGGGCCGGCUCUGGAGCGGCAGGACUUCUCGGAAGCUUCGGAUCAUGACACUGACGUGGAGGUUGUCGACGUGGCGAAGGUGGGGAAGAGCAUGAUGGAUCGAGAUGAAGAAGAGGAGGAGGAGGACGCGGAGUGGGGGGAGGAGGAUGAGGAGUCGGAGGAGGAAGGGGGGAGGGAGCGGAAGGGGUCGCGCAGGCACGUGGGUCGCGGGGACGAUGGCAGUGAGGGGAAGAAGACUGGAUGGCUUGCUUCGGUUUUCCAGAGCGUGGUGGGCAAGGCGUCGCUGGAGCUGGCGGACAUAGAGCCGUCGCUCAAGGUGCUCAAGGACCGCCUCAUGAGCAAGAACGUGGCGGAGGAAAUAGCGGAGAAGCUGUGUCGCUCAGUGGCGUCGAGCCUCGUGGGCAGCAAGCAUGCGUCCUUCACACGCAUCUCCUCCACCGUGCAGGCCGCCAUGGAGGACGCCCUCACGCGCAUCCUCACUCCCAAGCGCUCCAUCGACAUUCUGCGAGAUGUACAGGCUGCCAAGGAGGCAAACCGCCCAUACGUGGUGGUGUUUGUGGGGGUGAACGGGGUGGGCAAGUCCACCAACCUGGCCAAGGUGGCCUACUGGCUGUCGCAGCACGACAUCAAGGUGAUGGUGGCGGCGUGUGACACCUUCCGCGCCGGGGCAGUGGAGCAGCUUCGAACUCACGCCAGGAGGCUGCAGAUUCCUCUGUUUGAGCGGGGGUACGAGAAGGACCCGGCAGCCGUGGCGAAGGAGGCGAUCAGGGAGGCGACGCGCACCAAGAUGGAUGCGGUGCUGGUGGACACGGCUGGGCGCAUGCAGGACAACGAGCCGCUCAUGCGAGCGCUCUCCAAGCUAAUUAACAUCAACGAGCCUGACCUGGUUCUGUUUGUGGGGGAGGCAUUGGUGGGCAACGAUGCAGUGGAUCAGCUGACCAAGUUCAACCAGCGCUUGGCUGACCUCUCCUCUGCGCCCACUCCCCAUGCUAUUGACGGCAUUUUACUCACCAAGUUUGACACUAUUGAUGAUAAGGUUGGUGCUGCCCUGUCCAUGGUGUAUGUGCCGCUAUCCUCGGACGAUGUGCGGCUGAGAGCACAACAGGUGGUCAAAUGUAAUGAAUCCCGCAAGGAAGUCAUGGUCACGCAUAACGUCGCGGGAAAGUCAAGCGAAAGGGCGUUCAAUUUUGAUAGAGUAUUUGGACCGACGUCGAAGCAGCAACACCUUUACAAGCUCGCGAUCGCACCUAUUGUAGAGGAGGUCCUCGAAGGUUUCAACUGUACGAUCUUCGCGUACGGUCAGACGGGGACGGGGAAGACCUUUACCAUGCAAGGAGACGUAACCCGAGCCGGAGAGAAUGGACAUCUUCCGGAAGGAGCAGGAGUUAUUCCACGGUCUAUCAAGCAUAUCUUCGAUACCCUUGAUAGUCAGGGGGCCGAGUACAACAUCAAAGUAACUUAUCUGGAACUUUACAACGAAGAGAUUACGGACCUUCUGGCUCCAAACGAAAUCCUUGUGUCGUCCGAGUCAAAGAAGCCAAUCGCCUUGAUGGAAGAUGGAAAAGGGGGAGUGAUUGUGCGUGGCCUUGAAGAAGAAGUUGUCAACAACUCGUCUGACAUUUUCACACUACUGGAAAGGGGGUCGGCCAAGCGGCGGACAGCAGAGACGAUGCUGAACAAGCAAUCCAGCCGCUCCCACUCCAUCUUCACUAUCACUAUUCACAUCAAGGAGUCAACUCCGGAGGGUGUGGAACUGAUAAAGUGCGGGAAGUUGAACCUGGUCGACCUUGCUGGUUCGGAGUGCAUAGGACGAUCUGGCGCCAAAGAAGGACGCGCACGAGAAGCUGGUGAGAUCAACAAGAGUCUCCUGACUUUGGGACGAGUAAUCACAGCCCUUGUAGACCACACUGGUCACGUUCCUUACAGGGACAGCAAGCUCACAAGGUUGCUUCGUGACUCUCUUGGAGGCCGGACAAAGACUUGCAUUAUUGCAACAGUCUCUCCUGUCGCUCCUUGCUUGGAAGAGACCUUGAACACGCUAGAGUAUGCUCAGCGUGCUAAGAAUAUCAAGAACAAGCCAGAGGUAAACCAAAGGACGACGAAGUCAAAGCUGCUGAAGGACAUGGCAGGAGAAGUUGAGAGGUUGAAGCAAGAGUUGAAGGCUCAGCGCGAGAAGGAUGGCGUUCAUCUUACAGUUCAGCAGCACGAGAACCUGCUAAAGCAGGUGCAGUCCCUCAAGGACCUCACUGGCCAAAACAGUGAUGAGCUCGAGCAGAAGGCGGAGGAGAUUAAGCAACUGAACGAGCAACUGGAGGUGUUUUCGGGACGAGUGGAUGAUUUGACAAAGGAGAGGGAUGGUCUGCAGGAACAUGUUGACUCGCUUUCCCGAAGCUUGGAGAAGACUGAAGCUGAUCUCCAAGAAGCAGUGUCAACAAUUGCAAGCAUGACUCAGGCUGAGACACAGCUGGUUGUCACCUGCAAUAGCCUUCGACAAAUGCUCGUCACCGUCAACCACGACAAUAAUCAACUGUUUGAGAAGAUUGAGAAAAUGCAGGAGACUUCAGUCCAUAACCGGGAUGCAGCUACCAGUUUGAAGCAGCAGAUGGACAAUCAAGUUGAUAGUGUUCGGGCCUUCAUAGUAAAGCAGAUGGAGGAUUUUGCUUCUCAAGAUCAGCAAGCAUCACAAGGCCUUGAAGGCGUCCUCAGCCAGUCAACUAAGGAUUUGGGCCAAGUGACGGAAGAGGUGUCCCAGUUGCGGCAGACGGUAUUGGGGGUGACACGACUCAUGAAGGAGCGUGUGCAGCAGUUUGUGGACAAGAACAACAGUUCUCUCCAGUCCCUCAUGGACGGUCUUGACCCACAGCAAGAGGAAAUGGAGAAGGUUCGUAAGAACAACUUCUUUUCCCCAUUUUAUUGCUCCAAAUACUGCACAUUUUGCUCAUGCAAGGCUACCGUGUCCCUGCAGUUACUUGAAGAAGCUUCUGCGUCAUCCAAAGCAUCACUUCAGCAAAUCCAAAGUUUGCUGACAGGUCUCUCAACUGGCUGGGACAACGUGCAAGGGUGGUGGAAUCAGUAUUCGGAGAAACGCAGCACAGUGUCAACUUCUGCCCUGGCGUCCUUGGAUACCGUCAUUGGUCGAUUGCAUGAAAAGACGACUGUUUGGUCUGACAUGAUAGCUCAUCACAAGGAGAGUCAUAAAGAGGAUAUGAGCAGACUAGAGAAGAAGGUGAUGGAUAUUGAGAAGCAGAAGUACAAGAGGAUUAUAGAGGCAGUGGCCAAGAUUGCACAGCAAGAGAUGACCAACACCGAGGACGCGGUCAAAGAAGAAGUUGCUCGCAUGGAAGCCACUGUGAACAAGUUAUGCUCCGCUACUGAUGAUACAAGUCGUGCUGUGGAGGGUGAUUUCUCCAGCAUGUCAAGCUUCAUUGCUGAUCUUCGACAAAAGGAAGCCACGGCAGACGCAGAGGCCUCAGAUGAAGUUGCACGAAAGAAGUCUGAAGCUGACGAGAUGGUGGCUUCGUGUGCGGAUUGCGUGGAAAGGAUGGAUGUAGAGGGCAGCAAACAUCGAUCACUUGUUGCAUCACGGUCCAAAUCUUAUUGUGACCGCGUGAAAAAGAGCAUCGGGGAGUGCCAUCUCGAGUCAACCAGCCUUGGCAACGUCACCACAGCUGACCAGGAGCAGGCUGAGGCAAUGUGCAACGAAGGAGCUGACAAGCUUGUCACUAUGAUUUCAGGAAGUCAUGGUGCGCAGCAGGGGAAGCUAACAAGUAUCGCAUCCUCACUUUCCGAGUCAUCUCAUUCUGUGCCACUGGCACUGGAGCACCACAAGCAGCAAGUCGAGGAUGUGAAGCGAGGCAUGAAGAGAUACCUGGAGGAGGAUCUGAAGGCGGAUGCACAUACGUCAAGAACGCCACAGAAGCGACGAUUUGAGAUUCCAACAGAGGAAGACAUUUUGAGGAUGUGCCAUCGACCCAAUCAGGCCCAUGGGCCUGUGCCAGUGUCUCUUCCCCCAAAAGCAGCGCCCUCUCCCAAGCGAGGCGCUCCUUCUCCUGGGAAACUUAGAGCUGCAAUGCAGAAGUCUGGGUUCCCUCGGGGUCCUCGGGGACCGCUGUUCACCAUUUCCCAGAACUAA
This is a messenger RNA of Closterium sp. Yama58-4, 4878 nucleotides long. Lineage: Eukaryota; Viridiplantae; Streptophyta; Zygnematophyceae; Desmidiales; Closteriaceae. The record is from the annotation of a GenBank genome assembly.